Trypanosoma cruzi is the source of this 2382-nucleotide messenger RNA. RefSeq names its product trans-sialidase, putative. The transcript has a single exon. NCBI's taxonomy places the organism in Eukaryota, Euglenozoa, Kinetoplastea, Trypanosomatida, Trypanosomatidae. Gene Ontology annotation, cellular component: cytoplasm; membrane; intracellular membrane-bounded organelle. Bases 1 to 2382 code for a protein of 793 amino acids. Gene Ontology annotation, molecular function: exo-alpha-sialidase activity. The record is from RefSeq and is a predicted model, not a curated record. Gene Ontology annotation, biological process: oligosaccharide catabolic process; ganglioside catabolic process.
AUGCUCUCACGUGUUGCUGCAGUGAAGGCACCCCGCACACACAACCGUCGCCGCGUGACCGGAUCCCGCGGAAGGAGGAGGGAAGGAAGAGAGAGUGAGCCGAAGAGGCCCAACAUGUCCCGGCAUUUGUUUAAUUUUGUGAUUCUGCUGCUCCUCGUCACGACGAUGUGCUGCGCCACCUGUAGAGCUACGCCUGCAAAGGAGAAUGAUGGCAACAGUGAUUUAAGAGGUGUUCAGGAGCUGCAAUGGGUCGAUCUGUUUGUGCCGCAGACGACGCAGGUGCUGCCGAAGAAGGGGACUGGCUCAAGUGGGAGGGAUUCAUUUGUUUCACCCUCUCUCGUCAGUGCUGGUGGAGUAAUUGCUGCUUUUGCUGAAGGUCGCAUGAUGGCCGAAUAUGGCACUAAUGAUGUACCAAUUAAGCACUUUUCUUCAGAAGUUGUUGCGGAGUACAUCGACUCUGCGUGGGAAUGGCCCACUCUUGUUGAAAAGGUCAAAAAGGAUACAUGGAAGCCACAAACUGUGCUUGGUAAAGCGGGGGGAAAGGAGAGUUUGGAUGUUGUGCGCCACCCCACAACAACGAUGAAGGACAACAGAGUGUUUCUUCUUGUGGGAAGCACUGCCUUGUCCCCUGUAAAUGGGAGUUGGAAAGAGGGCAGCCUGGAACUAAAACUGGUUGUUGGUGAGGUCACGAAGCCUUCUGCGGACAGCGAGCCGAGUGAGUGGAUCAAAUGGGGCGAAGUUCAAUCGCCGGUGCAGCGGACUACUUUAGCUGCUCAAGGAAGAAAAUUGACGGAGUUCAUUGCUUCUGGUGGCUCAGGUGUUCUGAUGGAGGAUGGCACGAUUGUGUUUUCUCUGAUGGCGAUGAAUGAAAAAAAUGAUGGCGUUUACUCCAUGAUUAUUUACUCGAAGGACAACGGCAGUACCUGGUCGCUCUCAAACAGUGUUUCCCCUGCGAAAUGCGGUUCACCCCGCAUCACCGAGUGGGAGGGAUCACUUCUCAUGAUUGUUGACUGCGAGAAUGGCCAGAGGGUGUACGAGUCGCGUGACAUGGGGACAGCGUGGACGGAGGCCACCGGGAUACUUCCAGGCGUGUGGGCCAAACCCCAACCAGAAGACUCCAAGAAUUUAAGCCUGCAUGUGGAGGCCCUCAUCACCGCGAUCAUUGCGGAAAGGAAGGUCAUGCUGUACAUUCAGAGAGGGUACGCGUCGGUGGAGAAAAGGGAAAGAGCGCUCUACCUUUGGGUCACGGACAACAACCGCUCGUUUUAUUUUGGACCGGUUGGCAUUGACACCGCUGUGAGGUGGGAGUUCACCAGCAGCCUGCUGUACUCGGGUGGCAAUCUGCAUCUUUUACAACGGAGGGACAACGAUAAAGGCGGCGUUAUUUCACUUUCCCGCCUGACAGAGGAACUGAAGGAAAUCGAGUCCGUCCUUAGCACUUGGUCGCAAAAGGACGUUUUCUUUUCCAACCUGUCAAUACCCACGGCGGGUCUGGUGGCAGUUUUGUCAAACGCAUCGGUCAGUGAUGGCACGUGGAACGACGAGUACCUUUGUCUGAAUGCAACGGUGACGAACGCGACGAAGGUCGAAGAUGGAUUUCAAUUGACGGAGCCUGACUCCGGGGUAAUGUGGCCCGCGAACACUCGGGGUGAUAAUGUGCGUCAUGUGUUUUUGAGCCACAACCUCACACUUGUGGCGUCGGUGACCAUCGAAGUGGCUCCGAGUAAUAACACUCCUCUACUGGGUGCGACGUUGGGGGACGCUAAUUCCCCGCUUACCAUGGGAAUCUUGUAUACCGCGGAUAAAAAGUGGGUGACGAUGUUCAACGACAAGACAACAGAAAGUGGCACUUGGGAGUCGGGGAAAGAAUACCAAGUGGCACUCAUGCUGCAAGGCAACAAGGCCUCUGUGUACAUUGAUGGCCAGUCGCUGGGAGAAGAGGAAACGUUGUUAACAGCUGAGAGACCACUUGAGCUCGCAGUCUUUUGCUUUGGCGCGUGCGAAAUUCACAACUCUCCUGUGACGGUGAAGAACGUCUUUCUGUACAACCGCCCACUGAAUUCCACUGAGAUGACUGCAAUCAAGGACAGGAAACCCGUUUGGACGAGAGCUCCGGAACCACAAGCGGGAGAUGUUCCUCAAACCAUCGCAUCUGCUGUGUCUGGCCCAGAGAAAAAUUCCGCAGCUCCAGCGGUGCCCAUGACAUUGAACCCCCAUGCAGUUAAAGAAGUGAGUGAGGGUGGAGCGGCAAAGAAGAAUACCUCUUGGACUGAGGGCGUACAAUUCGUUGUGCAAGAGGUGAGCUUGAAUUCUGCUGGGAGCGGACUGCUGCCAUCGUUGCUUCUGCUUCUGCUGGGGCUGUGGGGCUUUGCGGCUGCGUGA